This is a messenger RNA of Tribolium madens (black flour beetle), 2589 nucleotides long. RefSeq names its product POU domain protein CF1A (gene vvl). Lineage: Eukaryota; Metazoa; Arthropoda; Insecta; Coleoptera; Tenebrionidae. Gene Ontology annotation, molecular function: RNA polymerase II cis-regulatory region sequence-specific DNA binding; DNA-binding transcription factor activity, RNA polymerase II-specific. Bases 15 to 1094 code for a protein of 359 amino acids. Gene Ontology annotation, cellular component: nucleus. The record is from RefSeq and is a predicted model, not a curated record. Gene Ontology annotation, biological process: brain development; regulation of transcription by RNA polymerase II. The transcript has a single exon.
CGGACGCCAACGAGAUGAAGUACCUGCCGCAGCACCACCACCAUCACAACCACCACAUGGCGAGCUCGCCGUCGCCUGGCGGACACGCGGCCGUCUCGCUUUCCGCCGCCAAUCCUUGGGUGAGCCUGCAGCCGGGCGCCGACCCUUGGGCCGCCUCCAUGGCCGGCAUGCACCACCACCAUCACCACCCGCACCAGGACGUCAAGCCGCUGCAGCAAGACAUGAUGCACCACCGCCAGCAGCAGCAGCAGAGCAUGGGCUCCCCGCACUGGCAUGCCCCUGUCUCUUCGGCCCAUUACAAUCCGGCAGGCGCCGGUUCACCCCUUCAACAAUACCAUGCCGCCAUGAACGGCAUGCUGGCGCACCACCAAGGCGCCCCCCAGCUUCACCACCCUCUUCAUCGGGACAUGCAAAGCCCGCAUCAUCCCCAACACUCGGAUCGCGAUGUGAGCGGCGGCGAGGACGAAACCCCCACGAGCGACGACCUGGAGGCCUUCGCCAAGCAGUUCAAACAACGUCGCAUCAAACUCGGAUUUACGCAAGCAGAUGUCGGACUAGCCCUCGGCACCCUCUACGGCAACGUUUUCUCCCAAACCACGAUAUGCCGAUUCGAAGCGUUACAAUUAAGUUUUAAAAAUAUGUGUAAAUUGAAACCGCUGUUACAAAAGUGGCUCGAGGAGGCCGAUUCGACGACCGGCUCUCCGACGUCCAUUGAUAAAAUCGCUGCACAGGGCCGCAAACGGAAAAAGCGAACUAGCAUCGAAGUCUCUGUGAAAGGCGCCCUCGAGCAGCACUUCCACAAACAGCCAAAACCGUCAGCUCAAGAAAUAUCGAGUUUGGCCGAUAGUCUCCAAUUGGAAAAGGAAGUAGUGAGAGUGUGGUUUUGCAAUCGGCGGCAGAAGGAAAAAAGGAUGACGCCUCCAAACACCCUCGGAAACGAGAUGAUGGAGGGAAUGCCGCCGGGAAGUCACAUGCACCCCGGUUACGGCCACCACCCGGACAUGCAUGGGUCGCCCAUGGGCCAGCACUCGCAUUCCCACAGUCCUCCCAUGUUAUCUCCCCAAGGCAUGGGCCAUCAACUCACGGCGCACUAGCAUCCAGCCCACUGGGCCUCCCUAUUGCACCACAGCGAUAACGGCUAGUGAUUGUAUUUUAUUAAUAGAACGCCGCCCCCAAAAUACAGUGUGAAAAUAAGAAUACAAAUUGCUGAAAGAAAUGAUGAAAUUGCCGACGGCGCGUGACUGACUGUUCCGUUUGUUAUCAACGCUACCUCAAAGGAUUCGUGUUAAACUCCUGCCGUCGCGGAGGUCCUAGUGGACUGUCUCAAAAACUAGUUUCUACUGUCUUAUUAUUAAUUUUUCUGUUGUUAAUACGCCGUGCAGUGCGAGUGAGUACCUUGUCAUCGUCAUAAACUGGACUUGUUUGUAUAUUACCUGUAAAUAAGAGAGUGAUACGCGUCUCAAGACGUGAGUGUAAUAUAAUAAUAGGCGAAUGCUGCUAAUUUUACGUUUUUGUAAAUAAGAAGAAUCGACUACUGUUGGGAGCAGUAGCAAGUCGUGAUUUAUACUUAAAAAAAUAUACACCGGGACGGUUGACGAAUAAAACAAUUUACAAUGUAAGUUUAUAAUGUAUAGAAUGUCGUAUAUAUUUAAAAAAUAUAAAGUUGUUCUUAUGUUGUUUAUUAAAGUUUUUUGGUUAGUGUCGUGCGAUCCAGUUGAACUCUCUUUGACUUUUAUUUUUGGAUAAUAACGAAAUGAGAAAUUCAUUCAAACGAAUCGGAACCGUACUCUUGUCUCUUUGGUCAUAGAUUCAUGUGUACAUAUUUAUUAUUAUAAUUAUAAUUAAUUAUAUAUCGUUGUACGGUGUGACUAAAUUAAAACGAAAAAUGUUUUUAAAAUAGCCCUCUCUGCUGUAUUAUUUCAAUCGUACCCUCGUUUUUUCGCUUCAUCAUUCAUUUCUAGUCAGUGUUAAAUUCAAGAAAAAAAAGAAAAUUAAAAGUACAUUGUGUUGUGGUGCGACGGAUCGUUUCAUACCUCUCGGGGUGAGUUUUGUUUUCGAAAAGUUCAUUUUAACCCUCGCAAGAAGUAUGAAUUGACAUUUGACCGGAGGUACGGCGAUUAUCUUUGAAUCCCAUGUUGAGCACUUUAUCAAAUAUUUCUCAGACACAUGUGACAAACACGACCCAUAAAUAUGCUAAAUUAUAUGACAGUGGUGUGUGUUAAUCAACGAAAUUUCUGCUAUGUAGAAACACGUUCAGUUAUACGGUCUCGAAACCAGUUUAAGCAGUUAUUUGGGAAAAAAUAACCAUUUAAAACGACCAUUAUUAGUUGAGUUGAUAGCUAAUGGACAUAAAUUUCAUCAAAAAACCAUAGAAUAACGCAAUCCCCGUAGAGAUUCGUUUCCAAAUUGAUAUUCCGUACGUCUCGAUAGUUCCUCCAGAAAUUUUCGUUUCGAAAAACAACUAUGUAUAAAAACUGUUUUUGUAAAAAACAAUGUUUACUGUACUAUAGAGAGAGAGGAUAUUUGUGUAUAUUGUAUUUUUAUCAAUGUCCAAAAAUAAAAAUCAAUAAAAUUAGACACUGUUUAUAA